This is a messenger RNA of Glycine soja, 480 nucleotides long. RefSeq names its product mitogen-activated protein kinase FUS3-like. NCBI's taxonomy places the organism in Eukaryota, Viridiplantae, Streptophyta, Magnoliopsida, Fabales, Fabaceae. Bases 1 to 480 code for a protein of 159 amino acids. The record is from RefSeq and is a predicted model, not a curated record. The transcript has 4 exons.
AUGGGCCUUGGAAGGGGGAUCUUUGCCGCCACGAUACAGCUGACAGAGGAGGCAGCAGUGCCAAUGGGGGCGAUGGUGGUGGUGGCGGAGGCGUCGUGGGUUUUCGCCAUUGAUCAGGUUCCACUUUUCAAACUUUUGUUCCCCCAUUCUGUGUAUAUUAGUGUUAGAAUGUGUGGUAGUAUGAUUGGGCUUCAGGAUAACUAUGAACUCCUCCUCUCUAGGUGCAUCAAAGAGGACUUGGGGUUCAAAAAUGGUAAACCUCUGCUCAUAGGCUCACCUGAUGACACUAGCCUUGGAUUUCUACGAAGUGAUAAUGCUUGUAGAUAUGUGAGACAACUUCCACAAUAUCCAAGGCAACAAUUUGCUGCUAGAUUUCCAAGUAUGUCUCCUAGUGCUGUUGAUUUGUUAGAGAAGAUGCUUGUCCAUGAUCCAAAUAGGCGCAUCACAGAGACUCUUGGACGGAACUGCUUGAUGUUGUGA